Molecule: messenger RNA, 2171 nt
Organism: Daucus carota subsp. sativus
Lineage: Eukaryota; Viridiplantae; Streptophyta; Magnoliopsida; Apiales; Apiaceae
Product: L-galactono-1,4-lactone dehydrogenase, mitochondrial
Exons: 6
Coding region: 159-1970 (603 amino acids)
Cellular component (GO): membrane
Molecular function (GO): galactonolactone dehydrogenase activity; FAD binding; D-arabinono-1,4-lactone oxidase activity
Source: RefSeq, a predicted model, not a curated record
AUUCUAUACAUACAUCCAAAGACGUUUCUCAGUUGUAUACUUGUAUCUCAGUAUCCUCACACAUUCAACUCCACUUAAAUCAUUCUUCAUUUCUUCCGUUGAACACUAGUAUUAUACUCUGAAUAGCAACCUAUACAUACAAUAUACACACACCCAAAAUGUCCCGACUUGCUCAUCUCAAGCGAUCACUAAAACCCUUUUUUCAAAACCCUAGAUUGCACUUCACAAAACCCCCAAUUUUCAGCAACCCCACCUCAGAAAUUCCUCAUUUCUUAAACCCUAGAAACCCUUUUGUUUCCCGUGGAUUCUCAACAACCCCACCUCUUUCUUCCCCUUCUUCGAGCUCUUCUGAUGCAGAGAUUCGUAAAUACAUUGGCUAUGCGGCACUGUUACUCUCUUGUGCUGCAGCUACAUACUAUUCUUUCCCGUUCCCUGAGAAUGCCAAGCACAAGAAGGCCCAGAUGUUUAGGUACGCUCCGUUGCCUGAUGAUUUGCAUACUGUGUCUAAUUGGAGUGGGACCCACGAGGUGCAUACGCGGAAUUUUGUGCAGCCUGAGAGUGUGAAAGAGUUGGAGAGUGUGGUGAGGGUGGCUAGUGAGAAGAAGCAGAAGAUUAGGCCGGUGGGGUCGGGGUUGUCGCCGAAUGGGAUCGGGUUGACUAGAGCGGGGAUGGUGAAUUUGGCGUUGUUGGAUAAGGUUUUGGAGGUGGAUAAGGAGAGGAAGAUUGUGAGGGUUCAGGCGGGGAUUCGGGUGCAGGAGCUCGUCGAUGGGAUUAAGGAGUUCGGGAUUACUUUGCAGAAUUUUGCGUCCAUUAGGGAACAGCAGAUUGGUGGCAUUGUUCAGGUUGGUGCACAUGGCACUGGAGCAAGGUUGCCUCCCAUUGAUGAGCAGGUUAUUAGCAUGAAGUUGGUUACACCUGGUAAAGGAACUAUAGAGGUUUCAAGAGAGAAAGAUCCCGAGCUUUUUUAUCUAGCUCGGUGUGGACUUGGGGGCCUUGGUGUCGUUUCAGAAGUCACUCUGCAGUGUGUUGAGAGGCAGGAACUUGUUGAGCAUACCUAUGUCUCAAAUAUUAAAGAUAUAAAGAAAAACCACAAGAAAUUGCUGUCUGACAACAAGCAUGUGAAGUAUCUCUACAUACCAUAUACUGACACGGUUGUCGUUGUGAGGUGUAAUCCCGUAUCAAAGUGGAAAGGUGCACCAAAUUUUAAACCAAAAUAUAGCAAGGAUGAAGCCAUGAAGCAAAUUCGUGAUCUUUACCAUGAGUCAAUUAAGAAGUACAGAGGUGAAGAACAAGAAAUUAGUGAGUUUACAUUUACAGAGUUGAGAGAUAAGUUACUUGCACUGGAUCCUCUGAACAAAGACCAUGUCAUAAAGGUCAAUCAAGCUGAGGCAGAAUUCUGGAGGAGGUCAGAGGGAUACAGAUUAGGCUGGAGUGAUGAGAUUCUGGGCUUUGAUUGUGGUGGCCAACAAUGGGUAUCAGAGACCUGUUUUCCUGCUGGAACCCUAGCUAAACCAAACAUGAAAGAUAUCCAAUACAUAGAAGAAGUGUUGCAGCUCAUUGAAAAGGAACAAGUGCCUGCACCUGCACCAAUAGAGCAGAGAUGGACAACUUCUAGUAAGAGCCUCAUGAGUCCAGCUUACAGCUCAGCAGAGGAUGAUAUUUUCUCAUGGGUUGGCAUAAUCAUGUAUCUUCCUACAACGGAUCCACGACAGAGAAAGGAGAUAACAGAGGAAUUUUUUCAUUAUAGGCAUAUGACCCAAACCCAGUUAUGGGAUCAGUAUUCAGCAUAUGAACACUGGGCAAAGAUUGAGGUACCAAAGGACAAAGAUGAGCUUGCAGCUCUACAAUCAAGGUUAAGGAAGCGAUUUCCUGUAGAUGCUUAUAAUAAAGCUCGAAGGGAAUUGGAUCCGAACAGUGUCCUUUCUAAUAAUAUGCUGGAGAAGUUGUUCCCCUUGGGAAAUCCAAUUUGAUCAGGUUCUCUUGGUCCAGUUUCUUAUUUUUGUAUCACUGUAGUGAAGGUCACAAUUUUUCUUUUGGAAAUUAUUAAAUUGGUUUGGUGUUCACCACCAAAAAAUGAUAUGAAGUCUGAAAAUAUGCUGCAUAAGAAACUCUGCAUCACAUACCAAAGCCUUUAUGAUUUAUAUCAAUAAUUCUUCAUUUUCCUUGGUUUA